CGUCGGGAGGGCGGGAAGGAGGGAGGUAGCAUGGCCGCCCUGGCCCAGCUUCAGGCGAGGCUAUCGGGGCUGCGGGAGGAGUAUUUCCGUAGGAACAGAUGUCUAGAUGAAGACAGAAAAAUAGAGUACAAAGCUGCUGUCAAAAUCCAGAGCUGGUUUCGAGGAUGCAGAGUCCGAGCCUAUCUGAGAUAUCUGAACAAAAUGGUGAUUUUUAUACAGAAGUGGUGGAGAGGUUAUCGAAGCAGAAGAUACUUCAGAAAAAUGGUGGAGACAGCAUAUUUUAUUAUGAAGAUGAAUUUCUACAAUGAAAUGGCUGUCAGGAUUCAGAAAAGAUGGCGAGGCUAUUAUGUUCGGAAAUAUAUCCAUAAUUAUUAUGCACUGAAGAAAUACCUGGAAGCCAUUUCUGUGAAUAACGAGAUUGUCAGGAAUGAACUCCAAGAGUACACAGAGAUGAAGGAAAAUGAAGAGAAAAGGAAGGACCUAGAAAAGAAAGAAAAGGAAAAGAAAUACCAAGCCCGAAAGAUGCAUUACCUCCUUAGCACUGAGCAGAUUGCAGGCAUAUACAAUUCACCAUUCAGAAAAUCCCCAGAUCCAAUGGAACUGCUGCUACGGAAGUCAAAGCCAUUGAGCCACAGACAGCAGCAAAUGAAGAGUCCCUUCGCCUAUGAGCUCUAUGACUGGCCGACUUGUAAAAGGCCUCCGACUUUCUCCACAGCACAGCCUCUGCCACCUAUUGGCAGACAGAAACCUCAGGGGCCUUUCCGUGAUACUGCUGAAGUAUUGCGGCAGCGCUACAAGCCUUUGGAACCAACCUUGCGAGUGGCAGCAUCAAUCAAUUCACCACUAGAGAAGGCCAGAGAGGAAAUGAAAAGGGAGGAAUGGAGAAACCGUAUACAUGACAAUGAAUUUCUGCCAUUUUCUUCAUAUCAUAAAAAUGAGAAGUAUGACCCAUCAAUUCAUAGGUCAGGCAAAUAUGGCCAAGAAACUUAUGGAGUUAAACACUUCCGAGAAGUGCAGCCUAAGAAGUGGGUAGCAGACAAGGACUUUCAAACAGUGUUACCAUCGAUUGUUCUCUUCGAAAAGUUUGGAAAAACUUAUUCCAGAACUGGGCAAAUAGUGUAAUUGUCCCAUAAACUACACAAUAUGACACCUGAUAAGUAAUCAAUAAAUGGAUUUCAGCAAAUGCACAGCAGUAUGUUGACUGAAUGUCCCAUAAAGUACUAUUUCUGUAAAGUGAUGUAUACUAUGUCUGAAGUAGUGUUAAUUGAUUUUGCUUGAUCUUUAAGCAAUACA
Molecule: messenger RNA, 1293 nt
Organism: Aquila chrysaetos chrysaetos
Lineage: Eukaryota; Metazoa; Chordata; Aves; Accipitriformes; Accipitridae
Gene: SPATA17
Product: spermatogenesis associated 17
Exons: 10
Coding region: 31-1122 (363 amino acids)
Biological process (GO): mitotic cell cycle; spindle organization; establishment of meiotic spindle localization
Cellular component (GO): spindle pole
Molecular function (GO): protein binding
Source: RefSeq, a predicted model, not a curated record